Messenger RNA from Malurus melanocephalus (red-backed fairy wren), 4179 nucleotides. It is a transcript of the gene MEIG1, whose product is annotated as meiosis/spermiogenesis associated 1. The record is from RefSeq and is a predicted model, not a curated record. Gene Ontology annotation, cellular component: nucleus. NCBI's taxonomy places the organism in Eukaryota, Metazoa, Chordata, Aves, Passeriformes, Maluridae. The transcript has 4 exons. The coding region runs from base 186 to 581 and encodes 131 amino acids.
GCGACCGUUGGCACCGUGAGGGGAGAGCCGUCAGUGGGGCAGGGGCCGUGAGGGGCGGCCACAGCGCCUCGGCCGCCGCUCCGCCCCGCCCCGCCCCGCUCCGCCCCGCUCCGUACCGCCUGGGAAGAGGCCCCGCUUCCCAUCUCUCCAACCGAGGAGUACCUGUGGGCAGGCACUGUGAAUUAAUGGUGACUCAGGAAGUGGCAGACCUACCUACAUGUCUCGAAGAAGAAAAUUCAUUAGCUGAAUCCAGCACAUCCAGUAAAGAAGYACUUGACACUAAUGACAUGAAGAAGUCUGAAGUUUCUGAAGUCAUGACUAAAGYUGACAUCAAACCAAAAUCUAUGCAUCGUGCCAAAAUAUGGUCAGAUGAUGUAGAGAACUUAUACAGAUAUCAGCAAGCUGGAUACAGGGAUGAGGUGGARUAUAAACAAGUAAAACAAGUCGAUGAGGUAGAGUGUUGGCCAGAAACUGGAUUCAUUAAGAAACUUCAGAGAAGGGACAAUACAUUCUAUUAUUACAAUAGGCAAAGAGAAUGUGAAGACAAAGAUGUCUGUAAAGUGAAAAUUUAUGUCUAUUAGUAUUGUUAUUGUUCUGGUUGCUUUGAUUUUAUAAAUGGUUWCUUAAGACCUGUAAGUAAAUGAAGUGUGUAAUUUGUCUUACCUUAAGGAUCCAUGUCAUKCUUUUGUAGAAAGGGGAAUGCUGGAAAUGUAGAGAAGCCUGGAACUAUAGACCUAGAAACUUCACUUUUUUCUUCUUAUAAUCAAAAGUCUUGCUAUUCUUCAUUUUCCUGGUUACAAAUGCUUUGACAUAAACCAAAUAUUUGAUGCCUGUUUACCAGCUUUUUAUCUUUAACUGUAUAUGACAUCCAUUGUCAGUACAGGCAUCAAUCUUUAUUCCAAACAAUAUAAUCUUGUUGACACUGGUUAAUAUCAGCCACAGUCUCUUGGUGUAGCUAAGGGUUACGAGACUCCAAAGGGGGGCCAGAGCACUGACUAAAAUUCCCUUGSAGCAAAGCAAGAAUAACAAGCAAAGAACUUAACUGAAGGACAUUGAACAAUCAAGUAAAAAGGGCCAGUACUGAGCUGCAGAUUCAAAGACUGGUUAUUGUGAUAGAAAGAGCCACAAUAGAAAUGUCUUUUUGUCUAUCCCCAAAGUAUUUUUGUCAUGUGCCAGUAUUACUUAAUUACUCAAAGAGGAAUUGUUAAUUGACUUAGUAGCACAUCCCUUCUUGCGGGGUGGAUUGUGGAUUUACAGGUGUUGGGAGUAUAAAACUUUGGGAGAAUAUGAAAUCCACACUGCAAUAUUUAGGGGAAAGUGACAUACACUGUUGGUACGUGGAAUAUCUGGGCAGAAUUCAUUUAACUUCAAAUGUCACAUUGUAAACAUCCACACCUGAUCCUGUCAUUUGGGCAGCCUUUUUUUCUGUAUGGAGAGAAGCUCUUGUGGGCACAGUUAAUUUYUUUUAAGUACAGCUAUGUAACAUUUUCUUGGAAUGUGCUGCUGUGACAUCAGCUCUGCAGCAGCCACCCAUACCUGGGUUACUCUGAGACACUCAAUAAAGAUGAGGGACUGUACUUACCUUCACUUAUCAGAGGAUUUAAUUAAAAUACUUUGAGAUGCCAAAACUCUUGAAAAUUGACCAGGAGAACAAAUAAUUGUUAUGUAAACCAGUAGGUGUGUUUCUGGUAGUUAAAAAAAAUGUUAUUAAUAUUUCCUAUCUCUAGACUCAUAACCAAGGGGUAUACAAACUCAGUUGUAGGUGUGAAUUAGCAGUACACAUUUGAUCACCUGUUUAAUGGAUAUUCUUCAUUUAUUUGAGCCUAAGGUGGAGGCAGACUCAAGACAAGAAAUAGAGUACUUAGAGUUCCUAGUCAAAAUAAGUAGUAUGGAUGCAAUAUUCAAAAGAUCUCAUUGACAAUGACUAAUGAUGAUCUCCUCAUCUUAUUUAGACUACUUGGAAAAUUUUAGCUUAAAUUUGUAUGAGCUGUGUUAGAGAAAUGACUGAAAGRUCCUCUGAAGCAACUAUGAAACUUAUAUUCCAGGAAGGUUUUAAUGGCAUAUAAAGAGAGAGUUACUGCAAUGUAGAGAAAAAAAAAAGCUUUGCUACAGAUAACCCGUCUAUUUUGUCACUUUAAUUUAGUGGAUCUCACUUUAUUAACUUCAUGGAUUCCUAGAAACAAAAUCUUCCAGUGGAMAUAAAAACUCUAAAGAGUUUCACAAAAAAUCAAUCUGUUGUAUAUCGCCAGCUCAAACUUAUUGUCAGAAAUUAUUGCUAUCAGCACACAGAGAAAAAUUGAGAACAUUUGGUACUGCCAUUUUCUCAGUCUGUAAAAAGAGAUAGUCAGGCGCUUGAGAAUAGAAAUUAAAACUGCAGGUAACUUUUUUAAGAUUUAAUGUGGGGUUUUUUUCCUCAAGACUUUUAAAAGUUGAAACAAAUAUAAGAGAUUAUUCUAGGAUUCCCUCAUUUUACCUGACUGCUCCUCAAUAUUUUUUGCAAUACUGCUAGAUGCUUCUGUCUAUAUUUUAAAACAGUGAGCUUGCAUUUCAUUGCAGCCCAUGGAUAUUUCACUUCAAAUAARUAGCAUGGGGAUUCAUGUUCCACUUUGAGUGGACAGAUCCUUCCCGCUUUGAGAGAGUGAAUUACCCAGAUUUUAUUGCUUACAUUUUUCAGCAUUGUGAGUGUGCAAAAAAGGUGGAAUCUCACUGUGACAUUUAAAAGAUUAACAGGAUGAAAAAGAAAGACAAGCUUUGUAAUAAAUAAGACCAGUUUACAGAGAUGGUCUUUUGUCAGGACUGUGCUGAAUUUGGGAGUUCUCUCAUUGGGAGUUCUCUCAUUUGGGAGUUCAUUUGCAAAACGGCAAGUUUUGUACUGGCAGUGUUGGUUUCAGUUAUAAUUGUCUUUUGACAUCCAGUUCAUGCUGAGCUUAGGGUAAUGUAACCACUCCUCCAGGCUGUCAAAAUUCUUCCUGACCUGGCUUUGGCCUUCAGCUGUGCAGGCUGARCAUGGAGCUGACACUUGAGUACCAACAGUUUUCUCUGCUGCCUGUGUGCUGGAUGUAUCUUUCACUCAAAGAGCUGUCAAAAAGGUUCAGUGUCUUCUCUUAUCAGAUACAUCUGUAACUGAAAUGCCCCUACCUCAGUUUUAAGCAGGUGGAGAACUGUGAGUUUACUUGUCUCUCAAGCUAUGAAGGAGUAUCAGAAGUAAGUGAUCUGAGGAAGCUGUGCUUCAUUGUAAGGGUGACUGUACUUAUCAAUGUAAAUAAUUUCUGAACAUCAUUAUAAAAAUAUUUUUAAUGAAUUUUAAUAACUUCAAAGAGCUAGAGAUAAAARUUACAUCUCUCAAGUUUUAUUGCCUAGAGAUGAAAAUAUGUGCAAUUUUUCUGAUUUGAGUCUUAGUAAAAAGUAAUUCUGUAAAAAUACUUUCCCAGGUACUUUUCUUAUCUGCUGGCAUUUCUCUUAUCAGGGAAUACUGUAAURCUUUCAACAGCCAUUUGUAGCAGCUAAAGGAAUGGCUGGUGGCAAGGCUCUCCAUUAGCUUGCAGCUGCCUAAGCCUGAUCUACUUGGUCUAAUUCUAAUUCUCUUCAUGGCUUUGUACAAGAAGRAUAAAUCCUUUCUGUGCCUGUUGAAGCUUACAAGAGUAGGUAAAACAAAGUUCCAAGGCCUACUUUUCAGGUUUUGUUUUUGACAGCUACACGUGAAAUGGCAAGAGUGCAACCUUGUGUGCCAGGCUGGUGUGCUCCAUUUUUCAGCCUUUACUUGAAUCCAUUAUGGAACACUAUUUUCUGACAGUGAUACCAUGGUUGUUUGAUUGCUUUGCAGUCACAGCAGCUCAAAGAACCAAAGAGGAGGAUGGUAUAGUUGUUUGGAUUUUCACUUAGGCACCCAAAUGGACAGUUGUUUUUCCAUCUCUGAAGACAGCUGAACCUCAGCCUUUCAAUUUUCAAACACAGUUCCCUUUUUUCAAAGUGUUGAAAAUGAUUGGCCUCAAACUCAUUAAAACAGCUUUCUAACUCAGCAGCUGUUGGUGCAGGUGUUCCUCACAUUGUCUAUACAAAUGAAGGCUGCCUGAAAGCAGCUGGAAUGGAGUUCCCCUAUGCUCUUUGUAAAUUCUCUCCUAGUACUCCAGUUCUACUGGAUUUACCCUUUUUAUUGGAUCUGCUUUCUCAGUAGCCUGG